AUGUUUUCUUUAAGGGGAAAAUGUUCAGCAAAUGAUUGCGAGGGUGAAGCUUUCGUUUUUGUGUGUGGCGAGAUUAUUCCAGUGGGUGUGGCUUCGGAAUGUGAAGGAAAAUAUGCGAGGGAAACUUGUAGAUGGAAAAUGACUGGGGUCUGGGGAAAGUACCGCAUAUUAUGUCAAGUCGAUUAUCGACCUUGUCAAUCAUGUUUUGUGUUAUUAAGAAGCUCAAUUUAUGAAAGCAAGGUGGAGAACAUCAUUUCCAUUCACAUCAUAGGAUUGAAAUUAGAUAAAAAGGAAUUGAAAGAUUUCAAAUGUUCCGCUAAAUGGACAUUCACUGAAAAUUCAACUCCAUUAAUCAAUUGUAACAAAUCACUUCCAAUAAAAUGUUGUCGUUAUGUAUCGAAUCAGGUGUCACUUGCUGACACGUGA
Molecule: messenger RNA, 426 nt
Organism: Clunio marinus
Lineage: Eukaryota; Metazoa; Arthropoda; Insecta; Diptera; Chironomidae
Source: the annotation of a GenBank genome assembly